AUGGAUGUAUUGUUUGCUCUUGAACUGGAAAUUCAAAUCAACCUAAACGUGGAUCUUGCCUGGACAUUGGACUCCUUAACAUGCCUGAGUACAACCCGAUUUAAAUAGUGCAUCAGUGGCCUUUUCAUCGAGAGCCCGCCGGUGCAUCACACACACCGCCCCUCACACUCACUGCUUCUCUCCUCCGAGCAGCCAGAGAGAGAGAGAGAGAGAAAGAAACACACCGAGGAGGAGGAGGCGAGAGAGAGGAAACGGAGCUGUGGAGAUGUCGAGCAUCAACAUGGAGCCGAGACUACCGCUGCUGCUGCUGCUGUUACCGGGGCUCUCCUGGUUCCUCCUGGCCGUCCUAACACCAACCGUCCUCGGUCUGCACGGAGACGACGACCCGGGCCAGGACACCGAGUGUAAGAUGAAGAGCGUCACCGUGUCUGCGCUGCCGUUUCUGCGGGAGAACGACCUGAGCAUCAUGCACAGUCCGUCGGCCUCCGAGCCCAAGCUGCUCUUCUCCGUCAGGAACGACUUCCCCGGAGACGUGGUGGUGGUGGACGACCUGGAGAACACCGAGCUGCCUUUCUUCGUCUUAGAGAUCUCUGGCAAUUCAGAGGACAUCCCUCUGGUGCGCUGGAGGCAGCAGUGGCUGGAGAACGGCACUCUGCUCUUCCACAUCCACCACCAGGACGGCAGCGUGAACCCCCCGGAGCCGACCACGGACCCCGACAACGAUUCUGCGAAGGAGGAGCUCCGCAUCCUGCACAUCUCAGUCAUGGGCGGGAUGAUCGCCCUUCUGCUGUCCAUCCUGUGCCUGGUCCUGAUCCUCUACACCCGCAGGCGCUGGUGUAAACGCCGACGCAUCCCUCAGCCCCAGAAGAGCGCCAGUGCUGAGGCGGCUAAUGAGAUCCACUACAUCCCCUCAGUGCUGAUGGGAGGACAGGCCCGGGAGAGCCUUAGGAACUCGCGGGGUCAGGGGCCGAACUCCAGCGGUACCCUCAGCAUCCGGGAGACGCCGAUUUUGGACGGGUAUGAGUACGACAUUACCGACCUGCGUCACCAUCUGCAGCGAGAGUGUAUGAAUGGUGGCGAGGAGUUUGCCAGCCAAGUCACCCGUACCCUGGACUCCCUCCAGGGCUGUAAUGACAAGAAUAAUAUGGACCUCACACCUGUGAGCGACAACACCAAGCUGGCCCUAAUGAACAAAUACAAGGACAACAUCAUCGCCACGAGUCCCAUCGACAGCAACCACCAGCAGAACACCCUGCUUCCGCACAACACCUCCACCAGCCAACGCAAGCGCCUCUCCAGCAACACCCGUGCGGGUUCAACUUUCUUGAACCCUGACGGGGAUUCUGGAACGGAGGCAGACAGCGAGCCUCAGCUGGCCUUUUACACCGACCCAAACCGCAGUCGCCGCCGGAGUCGAGGUAUGAGAAAUGGUAACGCCAACAGCGCGUGGGGCUCAGGGGCAGCAGGUUCCCCGCGGAGCCCCAUCAAUAAGACCACCCUGACUUUGAUCAGUGUCAUCAGCUGCGUGAUCGGCCUGGUUUACUCCUCUCACAUGUCCUGCACCAUCGCGGUCCGGGUAAUCCUACAUGUGCCAGAGCACCUCAUCGCUGACGGAUCGAGGUUCAUUUUGCUGCAGGGGAGCCAGCUGGACGCGUCAGACUGGCUGAACCCGGCCCAGAUCUUGUUGUAUUACCAGCAGAACGCCAGCGGGCCCUGGCUCAACGAGCUGUGUGGACGACGCCUCCUGGACCCCUGUGAGCACCAGUGUGACCCGGAGACAGGAGAAUGCCUUUGCCUCGACGGCUACAUGAAGGACCCGGUCCACAAGCACCUCUGCAUCCGCAGCGAGUGGGGGCCCAAUCAGGGUCCCUGGCCUUACACCAUCUUCCAGCGCGGUUUUGAUCUUGUGAUGGGAGAACAGCCCUCUGAUCGCAUUUUCAGAUUCACAUACACCUUAGGAGAGGGGAUGUGGCUGCCAUUGAGUAAAAGCUUUGUCAUCCCCCCCGCUGAGCUCGCCAUCAACCCCUCAGCCAAGUGCAAGACGGACAUGACGGUCAUGGAGGACGCGGUGGACGUACGAGAGGAGCUGAUGAUCAGUUCAUCCUUUGACUCUCUGGAGGUUCUCCUGGACUCGUUCGGGCCCGUCAGAGACUGCACCAAAGACAACGGAGGCUGCAGCCGCAACUUCCGCUGCAUAUCUGACCGAAAACUGGACUCCACCGGAUGCGUGUGCCCUCCGGGGUUGAGUCCUAUGAAGGAUGGGACCGGGUGCUACGACCACCACAUCGGCAUCGACUGCUCCGACGGUUUCAAUGGAGGAUGCGAGCAGCUGUGUCUCCAGCAGCUGGCUCCUCUGGAGGAUGACCCCACACUCUACAACAUCCAGAUGUUCUGUGGGUGCAUCGAGGACUACAAGCGCGGCCCAGAUGGGAGGUCGUGCCUGCCGCUGUCUGAGGCCUGCACUGAGGGAAUAGACUGCGGGGAGGCGGCGGACAUCCCCGCUAACCAGACUGUGUUCGGAGACCUUUUCUACGGAUACAACAACCACACCAAAGAGAGCACCUCCGGACAGAUCCUCAAGGCCACGUUCAGGCAGAAGAACUUUGCCCGAGGCAUCGAGCAGCAGCUCCCAGAUGGCAUGGCGGUGGCGUCGGUGCCAACGGAGGUCCAGUGCCACGAGGAGCUGUCGGACCCCGUCCCCGACCCAGAAUACCUCACAGGCAUGGUGAACUACAGCGAGGUGACCGGCUACCCCCUCGUUCAGCACUGGAGUCUUCGCUCGGUGCUGUACCACGUCAAACUCAAUCAGUGGGUCCUCUCUCAAGCCUUCAGCUCGGCCAUCCAUUCUCUGGACGGGGCGACGCAGCGGAGCGACUUUGUCUCCAUCCUCAGGGAGUUUGGGAACCACUACGUGCAGGAGGCGGUGUACGGCUUCCAGGAGUCCUGUACCAUCUGGUACCCCAACAAGCAGGUCCAGAGACAGCUGUGGCUGGAGUACCAGGACAUUAGCAAAGGUAACUCGCCUUCGGAGGAGUCGGAGGAGCGUGACAAGGAGCCGAGGACGCUGACCUACCCCGCGUAUAUCGCCAGCCUGCUGGACACGGGCGCGAAGCGCAUGGCAGCCGGCGUCCGCAUGGACUGCAACAGCCAGGGCCAGUGCCCGCGCUCCUGCCACCUCUGCCACAUGAGCCCGAGGGUGGUGCAGGGGCGGCAGCAGUCGGAGCCGGUCCUGCUGCAGAUCACCAAGGCCGCGCCCAUCUAUGAACUGGUGUCCAACAAUGAGACCUACCAGGCUCUUCAGGAGGCCAUGAUGAGCAUGCUGUGGUGUUCGGGGAAAGGUGAUGUAAUCGAUGACUGGUGCCGUUGCGAUUCCAGCGCUUUUGGCACAGACGGACUGCCCACCUGCGCCCCACUUCCCCACCCUAUGCUGAAACUGUCUUACACCUACGAGCCCAGCAGCUCAUUGGUCAUCAUGGAGUGGAACCACACGGAGCCGCCAAUCGGCGUGCGGAUCGUCGAUUACCUCAUUAGCCAGGAGAAGGUGACGGAGAGGACCGACCACUCCAAAGUCGAGACAGUUCGCAGUGGAGGCAUACGAGAACAAAACCGUUUUCGUCAAGAAUUCAAGGUAACACGGGAAACCCUUCUGAGCUUCGUGGAUGACAUCCUGUCUGGGGCCAGGUCUCCAUGUGUGAUGUUAGGGGACAUCCCCAACCUCCUGUCCUCCUCCAUCAGCAUGAUCAUCCGCUGCCUGGAGCCUGACACCACAUACAUGUUCCGGCUGUGGGCAGUAGACAACACAGGGCGGCGUUCCAGUCCAAGUGAGGUCACCAUCAAAACUCCGUGUCCAACUGUGGAUGACGUCAAAGCACAAGAAAUAUCCGAUAAGAUCUACAACCUGUUCAAUGGUUACACCAGUGGGAAGGAACAACAGACAGCCUACAACACCCUGAUGGACCUGGGCGCUCCCACACUCCACCGCGUGCUCUACCACUACAACCAGCGCUACGAGAGCUUCGGAGAAUUCACCUGGAGGUGUGAGGAUGAACUGGGACCCAGGAAGGCGGGCCUCAUCCUCUCUCAGCUAGACGAACUGUCCCCGUGGUGUAAAGGUCUCCUCCAGGAGCAGAAGAUCGGCCUUCGCAGGAUGUCCCUCAAGUUCCUGUCCUGCCGUUACACCGACACCAAGGCCUUCGGGCUCAACUGGUCCAACAUGGGCCAGGACGUGCACAAGGCCUGUGACGAGCAGACGCUCACUGUCAUGUAUAACGACUACGGCGAGCCCAAGGAGCUGUAAGAUUAUUAUCAAAGGUUUCAGUUUGGAUGCGUAUACAGGAAUAUGGGAGAUUUGUCAAAGCCAACAAAGUAACAAAUAAAAUGCAGGUUUCACAUUUGUUUCAAUAAGCUAUCUGCAUUUAUGGUGUCAUAAGUAAAAGCUAAACAUGAUUUGAAAUGCCAUUUACUCUAUUUAGCUUGACCAUAUUAUUGGUAAAUGUAUUCCAAAGUCUAAUCAGAGCUUCCAGGUAGGAGAUGAUCUCUGAAGUCUGAUAAUCAUCUAAUAAACUGUGUUGCUCUUUGUUUGAGCUACGCUGAAGUCCAUUCCUCUCUUGCAAUGAUGAGUGAAAAUGAUUGCAAACUUGACACAUUCUGCAGAUGCUUCACAGUAAAAGCCUUCCUUCUUUCAUUUCGGUAUAUGAUGAUUAAUAAUGACGCUAAGGCUGUCAAUUGAUUACAAUAUUUAAUAAUGAUUAAUCGCAUGAUUGUCCAUAGUUGAUCACGAUUAAUUGCAAA
Messenger RNA from Sebastes umbrosus (honeycomb rockfish), 4791 nucleotides. RefSeq names its product astrotactin 1 (gene astn1). The record is from RefSeq and is a predicted model, not a curated record. The transcript is spliced from 26 exons. Gene Ontology annotation, biological process: neuron migration; neuron cell-cell adhesion. Gene Ontology annotation, molecular function: protein binding. Lineage: Eukaryota; Metazoa; Chordata; Actinopteri; Perciformes; Sebastidae. Bases 266 to 4297 code for a protein of 1343 amino acids.